AUGCAGCUGGUGGCCAGCCUGGUGUCCGUGCUGCUGCUGGUGUGGAGCGUGAGAGCCACGGCGCUGCCUGGAGAAGAGAGACUGGCCAUACAGAGCACCAGGGAACAGAGCACAGUCAGGAAGGAUGCCAUCCUGAAGAUGCUGGCAGGCCUGCUGGACAGCGUGGACGUGGGGCGUGAGGCAGCCUCCCCUGACCUGGAGGAGGAGGGCAAGCUGGAGGAGGAGAGGGCAGUGCUGGGGCGGCUGGCCCAGCUCUCACAGCGCGACCGCAAGGCACCCUGCAAGAACUUCUUCUGGAAAACCUUCACCUCCUGCUAG
Molecule: messenger RNA, 318 nt
Organism: Acanthisitta chloris (rifleman)
Lineage: Eukaryota; Metazoa; Chordata; Aves; Passeriformes; Acanthisittidae
Gene: CORT
Product: cortistatin
Exons: 2
Coding region: 1-318 (105 amino acids)
Biological process (GO): regulation of cell migration
Cellular component (GO): extracellular region
Molecular function (GO): hormone activity
Source: RefSeq, a predicted model, not a curated record